Messenger RNA from Salvelinus fontinalis (brook trout), 4657 nucleotides. RefSeq names its product L-fucose kinase. The record is from RefSeq and is a predicted model, not a curated record. The transcript is spliced from 23 exons. Gene Ontology annotation, biological process: GDP-L-fucose salvage. The coding region runs from base 276 to 3506 and encodes 1076 amino acids. Gene Ontology annotation, molecular function: ATP binding; fucokinase activity. NCBI's taxonomy places the organism in Eukaryota, Metazoa, Chordata, Actinopteri, Salmoniformes, Salmonidae.
ACUGGUCGAGUAAACUAUUGAUUUUGCCUUCUCCACUCAUUCGGGAGCUACAUUGUUGCAAGAAUAGCACAGCACAGUAUAGUCUCUUUAGCUAUUGCCUUGGUUGAACGGUUUUAGCAUUGUUUGCUUGGACGUAAUGUUUGCUUCCUGUUAAUAUCCGCCAAUGGCUUUUUAGUUUAUAUUGGUAAAAUUAGGCUAAAUGUUCCGUGUAUAAAGACAGCAGACUACUUUCGUGGCUCAAUUGGAAGAUAUAUUGUUUUCAUAAAUACGUCAACAUGUCAAGCGAGCAGGUGUUCAGCUGGACGGUAGUAGUCUUGACCUGUCAACAUAAAGAUAGCGUUUACGCCUUUCAAAGAGAGCUGGAGGUCCGGCAGCAGCGUGGAGAUCUCUUACAGGGGACGUUACUGCUCACUGUGUCAGACCCCCAGGAGCCUGGACUGGGUAGUGGGGGAGCCACUCUCAAUGCACUGCUGGUGGCAGCCGAGCACCUGAGUGCCAGAGCUGGAUACACUGUUGUUACCACGGAUGUCCUUGAUGAUGCCCGUAUCCUGAUCUUGCACACGGGACGUGACUUUCCCUGGGAUAGCUGUGGCAGGGCCUUCUGCUGGCUGCCUGUGGAAAAGCCAGCUCAGACUGUGCAGGGACCUGUCUGCUGCCUGGAUAUGCUGCUUGACUGCCUUUCCAAUCAGGUGUGCCCUGGUUCUCCCCCGGGCGUUUGGGUGUGCAGCACUGACAUGAUCCUGACCAUGCCGACUACCUUCAAAAUGUCAUGGGAGGGGUUUUCUGGGGUCCGUGUGUUGGCACUCCCUGGUGAUGUCUCUUACGCCGCCAAUCAUGGAGUCUACUUUGCUGAUGAGCAGGGUAGAGUACGUGACAUCAUCUACAAGGGGUCAGAGGAGCGGAUUCGCCGAGCCGCACAGCCUGAUGGGAUGGUGCCACUGGUGUCAGGGCCUGUGUUCUUCUGCAGGAGGGUACUAGAGCGACUGCUGAAGGCCCAUGUUACCCCUCCCCUUGACGGCUGCACGUACAUGGGUAUGGACUCUGGGGCACCACCCCUUCAGAUCUCCCUCUUCCUGGAUUUGUUGAUGUGUCUUUGCUCAGACCUGAGCGAGUCAGAGUUUGUGAAUGGGGAGAGGACGGGCUGCAGUUCCCCCAUCAGUCAACAGGGAGCAGUAGUGAGGAGCGCACGGGCCUUGCUAUGGAGGAUACUGAGAGGCACCACUCUCCAUAUGGUUUACGUUCCUGCCGGUUGCUACGACUACCUGACUCUGUCCGGUAGAGAGCACAUUGACCGCCUGACAAAGAAGGGGACAGAAAGGAACACUCUGUCACACAUACAGAAUACUCAGUGUGUGAGUGCUGGAGGCAGGGUGAUCAACAGUGUUCUGGAGGGGGACGUCAGUGUUGCGUCAGGAGCAGUAAUCCAGCACUGCCACCUUCAGGGACCAGUGGAGGUGCUUUCAGGUUGUUUACUAUCAGGCCUGGAAGUGACCUCAUCUUCGCACAUCCAGCAGCUGGCCUUAACCAAUGACCACAUCAUCCAAGGGCACCACAUACAACUGGGAGAGAUGAAGAUUACUGUUUAUACAGUGCUGGGGGCUUAUGAUGAUCUUAAGGUUUCCUGCGAUGACGAUGGUGCCACCUUUCUGAAUCACAGAUGGAGUGACCUCUACAGCCGCACUGGAAUACAGCCUGAGGAUCUGUGGGGGUCCGGGAGGUCCCAGUCCCUCAUGGAGGCCCGCCUGUUCCCAGUCUUCCAGCCGCGGGGGGGUGCGGUGGGGCUGGAGUUGGGGGUGUGCUGGCUGUUGGGUGGGCCGGGGGCACUGGAGCAGUGGAGGGCCGCGUGGAGGCUCUCUCUCCGAGAGGUCCUUUCCCUUACUGACCAGGAGGGGGAGCUGCGCUGGAGGGAGGCGCUGUUCUUCCAGGUGGGGAGGAGGAGAGUGAUGGACAACUUGAAGAGCCAGAGCGAUCGUGGGUUGUUGCCCAGCUUCAGGGCUGCCGUGCUUGGAGGCCAGCAUGAGGAGCUCCUCUGCACACUAGACUCCAUUGCAGCGGGCAGCAGGGAGAACCUGGGAGUGGCGGCCCGCUGCCUGGCCUGUAUAGCUGACGUGUUGGCCUGCCUGGCCGGGGAGGGCCGAGGGGGGCUGAGGAGCGGGCCGGCUGCUAACCCCGCCUGGAGCCAUGCCUUCUCCAUCCUGGAGCAGGGAGACCUGCUGGGUGGAGUCCAGGCCCUGGCCACCGAGAGAGCCAAAUGGCUCAGCAGGCCAGACUUGCUGGUGCGUGCUGCACGGCACUAUGAGGCGGCCGGGCAGGUGCUGCUACGACAGGCUGUGAUGUUAUCACAGAGAUUUAUCUCCAUUGGUCAAGGUGAGGUCCCGCCCCUUGGGGAAUGGCAAGAUGUGGAGUGUCCUGCCAGACUGGACCUCUCAGGUGGCUGGAGCGACACUCCGCCCAUUGCCUUUGAACAUGGCGGCGCAGUGGUCAACGUGGCGGUGAAGGUUGACGGGAGACGGCCCAUUGGUGCCCGAGCUCGUCGCAUCAAAGAGCCCCGUCUGCUAUUGGUCAGUUCCAGCGGAGUACAGGAUGAUGCUAUCGCCAUGGAGACAGUUUGCGAGAGGCUGGAGGAUCUGAAAGACCACUGUGUGCCAUAUGCACCUGCUGCCCUGUUGAAGGCAGUGUGUGUAUGCAGCGGCCUGGUUACCUAUCCCUCUCGGCAGUCCCUGGAUGAGCAGCUCCUGCAGCGCUGGGGCGGAGGGGUGGAGAUCCACACCUGGUCCCUCCUGCCGCACGGUUCAGGACUGGGUACCAGUAGUAUCUUGGCGGGAGCGGUGCUGGCAGCCGUCUACAGAUGCACGGGGCGAACCUACGACACAGACUCCCUCAUUCACGCUGUUCUCCACCUGGAGCAGAUGCUGACCACUGGUGGUGGUUGGCAGGACCAGGUCGGAGGUUUGGUGGGGGGAGUAAAGGUGGCGCGCUCCAAAGCCUGUCUCCCCCUCCGGGUGGAAGUGGAACGUCUCCCUCUCUCCGACGACUUUCUGCUCUCACUGCAACAGCACCUCCUGCUGGUCUACACCGGCAAGACUCGGCUUGCGCGAAACUUGCUGCAGGACACGGUGCGGCGCUGGUACAGCCGCGUGCCCUCCAUCGUGGAGAACGCCGGGCAGCUAGUGGACAACGCAGAAGAGUGUGCCCGCGCCUGUACAGAAGGCUCUCUCCCCAGGCUGGGGGCUUGUCUGGAGCGUUACUGGGGCCAGAAGAAGGUGAUGGCUCCGGGGUGUGAGCCGGCAGCUGUGCGGACCAUGAUGGAUGCCCUGCGCCCGCUGGCCCUGGGACAGACUCUGGCUGGGGCGGGCGGAGGGGGCUUCCUCUACCUGCUGACCCGCCAGCCGCAGCAGGGGGAGGCAGUGCGUCAGGUCCUCAACAACACACAAGGCCUCCGAGAUUUCAGUGUCCAUCCAGUUGAGCUGGACAUGGACGGCAUCACACUGCUGAACUCUUCCUGAGACAGACAGAUGGACGUCUGGACCCUAAGCCAUUUUUAUACACAUUUUUAACUACUUUCAUGAUCUAUUGGGGGACGGUUAGGACAUCACAGGAGGUUGGUGGUACCAUAAUUGUGGAGGACGGGCUCGUGCUAAUGGCUGGAGCAGAAUGAAUGGUAUUAAAUACAUCAGACACAUGGUUUCCAGGUGCUUGAUGCCAUUCCAUUUGCUCCCUUCCAGACAUUAUUAUGAGCCGUUCUCUCCUCAGCAGCCUCCACUGGGACAUAUACACCUUUCAAACCGAGACAUUUCUCCACCAACUUUAUGCCGACUUCUCUCUAUAUAAGAAAGGUAUUGCCUGCGACAAAGCCUGUAUGUUUAUUUCCGCCAACCGACCUACGGUAAAGUUCUGCCUACGGCUUAGUAGGAAAUGUAGCCAUAAAAUCACGAGGCGGAAUUGGCACGCACUACGCUCUUAAGCUCGAUGGUUGCUAGACAGCUGCCGUUACUACUAUCACGUUACUACUAUCAUCCUGGCAGUUAGAAACUUUGCUUUGUUAGGGAGCAGGCGUAGGAUUUUAUAUUGAGUGUCUUCAUCAUGACACCGAUAGAAAACAAUAGCAACCUAUAUUUUCAAAAGCAUUGGAGUCUCGUGUUCCUACUGCGUGUGAUCAGUGCUAAUACAUGAGCCAACUAGACAAGAUGAUCAUGAGCAGCACUCACCUCAAAUGUAGGUCUAUUAUAACAAUUGGAUGACUUUGCGAGUUUAAGUAAACAAUAAUUUGAUGCCUUCAAUUGAAUUAGCCUACUUUAUUCCAAUAUUUUCAUCAUUCAGUGAUAUUUGUUUCCACAGUUGUGGUUAAGAAAAUAGUGCAUGUGGUGGGCUAUGCGAAGAGAUGGGUGAAGUGACAUGCCUCGCAGAGUGAGGGUUGGAAAGAGGUGACACGGAGAUUAAAAAAAUGUAUAAUCGGGCUUAAUUUGGGCUCUGUUAAAUAUUCUUUUUAAUGUUGCAAGUUGUGUGGGAUAUUCUUUGUAUUUUAUUCUGAGCCUACUGUAAAAUGUGACUGUCUUUUUCUGUUAAAUAAACAAAAUAAAUAUUGAUUUCAUGUGCAUGCUACAACCAUAGAGGCUGCACAGACCAGUAACACAAUUAAACUCUAUCCCUUUGAAAA